Hyla sarda is the source of this 2051-nucleotide messenger RNA. It is a transcript of the gene ACP7, whose product is annotated as acid phosphatase 7, tartrate resistant (putative). The record is from RefSeq and is a predicted model, not a curated record. The transcript has 15 exons. Bases 264 to 1550 code for a protein of 428 amino acids. Gene Ontology annotation, molecular function: metal ion binding; acid phosphatase activity. NCBI's taxonomy places the organism in Eukaryota, Metazoa, Chordata, Amphibia, Anura, Hylidae.
AAAAAUGAAGGCAAAAGGGGACGUGAUUCCCUGAAUUCAGAAGGGGAACUUCGCCAGCCAAUAUUUUGGAGACCACAGCAACGAUUAUAGCACCAGAGGGCAGUUGCGCUUGGCACAGGACGCUCCUUAGAAGACAGCCCAUUUGUUUUGUUUUGUUUCCGGCUCCUCCAAGUCAUUAUCUCUAGCAGAAGGUUUUUUUUUGCCGUUUACCGAUUUAACCCCCAAGACGCAGUUGGUUCUCCUACAAGGACUUCUCAGGCAGGAUGUGGACGACUACUCUACCCCUGUGUGUGGUCCUCAUGUCUGUAAACAGCGCCACCAUCAGUCAGUACCAACCCGAGCAGGUACACAUCUCAUAUACAGGUAAUCCGGCAACUAUGACUGUGACAUGGACCACCUUCAGCUGGACCCCAUCUGUAGUAGAGUUCAGUCCUCUGCCCGGGCCUCCUUCCUUCAAUCUAACCGCUUAUGGCACUUCUAACCUCUUCGUAGAUGGAGGACCAAAACAGAGGAAACUGUUCAUCCAUCGGGUUACUCUGGAGAACCUGAAACCUGGUCAGAGAUAUGUUUAUCACUGCGGCAGCUCUCUUGGUUGGAGCCCCGAGUUCUACUUCCGUGCCCUGCAGGUUGGCUCAUCAUGGGGCCCGCGCUUGGCCGUGUAUGGAGACAUGGGAAACGACAAUGCUCAGUCCUUGUCAAGGCUCCAGAAGGAAACCCAGAUGGAAAUGUAUGAUGCCAUACUUCAUGUUGGCGACUUUGCUUAUGAUAUGGAUGAGGAUGACGCUCAAAUAGGCGAUGAGUUUAUGCGUCAGAUUGAGUCGGUGGCAGCUUAUGUCCCCUACAUGACGUGUCCCGGAAACCACGAAGAGGCAUAUAACUUCUCCAAUUACCGAAACAGGUUUUCCAUGCCAGGAAAUACAGAAGGCCUCUGGUACAGCUGGGACCUAGGACCUGCACACAUCAUCUCCUUCUCCACCGAGGUGUAUUUCUAUCUGAAGUAUGGCCGAGAACUGGUGGCCAAGCAAUAUCAAUGGCUGCAACAAGAUCUUCAGGAGGCCACCAGCCGUGCUCGUCGUUCAGAGCUGCCGUGGAUCAUCACAAUGGCUCACCGCCCCAUGUACUGUACCAACUUCGACAGGGAUGACUGUGUCAAACGUAAUAGUACGAUAAGAACUGGACUUCCUGGUGGACAAUAUGCUUUGGAGGAACUGUUCUCUAAAUAUGGGGUGGACUUGGAAAUCUGGGCACAUGAGCAUUCCUAUGAGCGGAUGUGGCCUGUAUACAACAAUACAGUUUAUAACGGAUCCCUCCAGGCUCCUUAUACCAAUCCCAUGGCUCCUGUUCACAUAACCACAGGAUCUGCGGGAUGUAAGGAGAGGCUGGAUCCUUUCUUUCCAUUGCAUCGGGAAUGGAGCGCAGUAAGGAUAGCAGAUUACGGCUAUACACGUAUCCACAUAGCAAACAAGACUCACAUACACAUCCAGCAGGUGUCAGAUGACCGGGAUGGAGAGAUAGUGGAUGACAUAUGGCUGAUCAAGGAUAAGCGGUGAAUUCCCAAGUUGUUUUUUUUCUGGAUAAGACUGAAUUUUUGAACUCCAAAUCAUCCCCAAAAUGACAGCUUUUUUUUUUUUGUCUCUAUGGAAUUAUUUUGCUGCUGAUCUCUUGGACUUAAUGAGCCUAAUGCAUGUAUAAGUCAUAAUGUUGCACUUAAAGGGGUACUCCGGUGGAAAACAUUUUUUUUUUAAAUCAACUGGUGCCAGAAAGAUAAACAGAUUUGUAAAUGACUUCUAGUUAAAAAUCUUAACCCAGUAGUUCCAGUACUUAUCAGCUGCUAUAUAAUACAGAGGAAGUUCUUUUAUUUUUUAAUUUCUUUUCUGUCUGACCACAGUGCUCUCUGCUGACACCUCUGUCCAUGUCAGGAAUUGUCCAGAGCAGGAGAGGUUUGAUAAUGGGGAUUUGCUCCUGCUCCGGACAGUUCCUGACAUGAACAGAGGUGUCAGCAGAGAGCACUGUGGACAGACGGAAAAGAAAUUCAAAAAGGACAGAAUUUC